UUUUCCCAACCGAAUCCCAAAAGCGACGGAUGCCGUGCGAAAAGUCGACCUGGAUGCAUCCCCACAUUCCAUCUGCAUCCGGAUCCAGGGGCCGGACCUGCUGAGCCGCUCUCCCAUCGGGAGGAAUGCCGAGGCGGGAUCCGGGCGGGAUCGGCUUUUGUUCGUCGCUGAGCACCGGCAGCGCCUGAGCCCUUCCCUGAGGGAUCUGCUGCCUCCAGCCCUUCCCUGAGCACGAUGGGAACCACGGAAGCCACGCUGCGGAUGGAAAACGUGGAUGUGAAGGAAGAAUGGCAGGACGAGGAUUUCCCCAGACCUCUCCCAGAAGAGACAGGGAUGGAGUCACUGGGAAGCCCAACGGAAGACGAGAACACAUCCUCUCCCCCCAACACUUUAAACUUUAACGGGGCCCAUCGGAAGCGCAAGACACUCGUGGCACCCGAAAUCAACAUUUCCCUGGAUCAGAGCGAAGGCUCCAUCCUCUCUGAUGACUUCCUGGACACUCCAGACGACCUGGAUAUUAAUGUGGAUGAUAUUGAGACACCUGACGAGACAGAUUCCCUCGAAUUCCUGGGGAAUGGGAACGAACUGGAAUGGGAAGAUGACACCCCCGUAGCCACGGCCAAGAACAUGCCUGGGGACAGUGCAGACCUGUUUGGGGACGGGGGCACGGAGGAUGGCAGUGCCACCAACGGCCGGCUCUGGAGGACCGUCAUCAUCGGGGAGCAGGAGCACAGGAUCGACCUCCAGAUGAUCAAACCCUACAUGAGAGUGGUGACACAUGGAGGGUACUACGGAGAAGGUCUCAAUGCCAUCAUUGUCUUUGCUGCCUGUUACCUCCCCGACAGCAACCUGGCUGAUUACCACUACAUCAUGGAAAACCUCUUCCUGUACGUGAUCAGCAGCCUGGAGCUGCUGGUGGCCGAGGAUUACAUGAUCGUGUACCUGAACGGAGCGACGCCCCGGCGGAGGAUGCCAGGCCUGGGCUGGCUGAAGAAAUGCUACCAGAUGAUCGACAGAAGGCUCCGUAAAAACCUCAAAGCCCUGAUCAUUGUGCACCCGUCGUGGUUCAUCCGGACGGUGCUGGCGAUAUCCAGACCCUUCAUCAGUGUGAAGUUCAUCAAUAAGAUCCAGUACGUGCACACCCUGGAGGAGCUGGAGCAGCUCAUCCCCAUGGAACACGUGCAGAUCCCAGACUGUGUCCUACAAUUCGAAGAAGAGAGGAUCAAGGCCAGAAAAGAAAGGGCAGAAGAGAAACAAGACAUGGCUGAGAGGGAAAGCAGGCCUGUGCCUCCAGGAGAGGACCAAGAAACCAGUAUGUCCUGAAUGGAAGCAGGAGGUGGAUGGAUGGAGUGGAAGGACACAGCCUGGCAGCCACCCACGGCAAUGACCUUUUGGGACAAGACCUUGUCACCAUCUUAUUCCAAGUCCUGUAAGAUCCCGGAGCCUGCCUCCUCUGUCUCCAAGAUGCAAAGCUCUUUAACCUUUUUGGAAACAUUUUACCUUAAAAAAAAAAAAAAAAAAAGAAGAAGAAGAAGAACAACAA
Molecule: messenger RNA, 1543 nt
Organism: Empidonax traillii (willow flycatcher)
Lineage: Eukaryota; Metazoa; Chordata; Aves; Passeriformes; Tyrannidae
Gene: ATCAY
Product: ATCAY, caytaxin
Exons: 13
Coding region: 235-1323 (362 amino acids)
Biological process (GO): apoptotic process
Cellular component (GO): cytoplasm
Source: RefSeq, a predicted model, not a curated record